CACUUUCUCUCUAGGUAGCUAUUCAAUAUCUCCUACCUUAUAAAAAUGAUUCUAGAGCAUAUACUCGGCGCUUUGCAACGGCCUAUUGGGUCUGCCACCUUCUGGCCUGUCAUCACUCUGGUUGUGGCAGUAUACGUCGCACGGCUGAUUCGCCAUGCAUUUUUCACCCCACUUGCCCGCAUCCCCAGACCGUUCAUGAACAGGCUCUCCAAUCUUCCGCUCAUGUACAAGCUUUUUUGCGGGCAGUACCAUUCAUACUCUACUGAACUCCACGAGAAAUACGGCGAGGUGGUGCGCAUCGGCCACGACCAUAUAUCUCUAUCCAGCACCUCCGAUACCCGCCUUGUUCUUGCCACCCAUGCAUUUCGGAAGGGUCGCAUGUAUGAGGACAUUGUUAACUGCGGUGCUGUAUUAGAUACAUUCUCCACAACCGAUCCUGAGAUCAACAAGCUCCGUCGACGCCAGAUAGGCGAUGCGUUUUCGAUGCGCACGAUGUGUAACGUCGAGAGUCUGGUGGUGGAUACAGGAGUCAGCUCGCUCAUGAACACGUGGGACAGCGAUAUUUCCAAGCAAGGAGAGGCAGCUAGAGUCAACUAUUUCUACUCGUUCCAUUGCAUGGGCUACGACGUCAUCGGCGAGCUGUUCUUUGGUGCAAGAUUUACCACUCUGAGAACCGGCGUCAUGGCCAUUAUUGACAUGGUUCACGACACAACAGGCUUUUCCAUAUUUGCAGGACAGACGACAGGCAAUAUGCUGUCAUUUGCAAUCAUGAACCUGAUGCACUACCCAGAGUGCUACAAGAGAGUGACCGAGGAAGUGCGCUCGACGUUCUCUGACUCGUCACAGCUGAUAUCCUUUGCCGAUGCCAAGUCAAAGCUGCCGUAUCUCUCGGCAGUCAUCCAUGAGAGCAUGCGUCUUAACCCCUCCUUCGCAAGCGUGCUCCAGCGAUGUGUUCCAGCAGAGGGUGUCACCUUCCAGGACUGCUUCAUUCCAGGCGGUUCAAAUGUCUGUGUGUCGGUUGCUGCAUGCCACCGCAACCCACGGCUUUGGGCCAACCCUGGCAUGUUCGAUCCGAGCGGUUUCUCGGUCCUGAUUCUGCCAACAGGCUGA
Messenger RNA from Linderina pennispora, 1110 nucleotides. Its product is annotated as cytochrome P450. Lineage: Eukaryota; Fungi; Kickxellomycota; Kickxellomycetes; Kickxellales; Kickxellaceae. The record is from RefSeq and is a predicted model, not a curated record. Bases 46 to 1110 code for a protein of 354 amino acids. The transcript is spliced from 2 exons. Gene Ontology annotation, molecular function: oxidoreductase activity, acting on paired donors, with incorporation or reduction of molecular oxygen; monooxygenase activity; heme binding.